AUGAAUCAACCCUCCGACCCACCUGCCCACAUUCUCUCCAAUCUUUCUCCUAUGACUAUAAAACGCACCCUCUUCUAUCUCCACGAUAUCGUACUCGUUCAAGCAAGCAAGCAAGCAUCAUCAUCAUCAUCAAGACUCGAGAAAGAGAGAGAGAGAGAGAGAGAGAGAGAGAGAGAGAGAGAGAGAGAGAGAGAGAAAAAGUCGGACUGGGGACCGGUGCUAGUGACGGUGAUACUCUUCGUGAUGCUCACGCCAGGGCUUCUGUUUCAGUUGCCUGGACGACAAAGAUACGUUGAGUUCGGUAAUUUUCAGACAAGCGCUGUAUCAGUUAUCGUCCAUUCUCUUCUCUACUUCUCCCUUGUCUGCGUCUUCCUUCUCGCACUCAAGAUUCACAUCUACAUCGGCUAGUUUCAACUCCGUUGCUAAUGUUAUCUUGUCCAAGUUUUCUCUUCAACUUUUUAACCUUAACUAUCAUUUAUAUCCAAUAUUUUAAUUGCUAAAUUAAUGUACCUUUUGUUUGGACUAUCAUUUAUAUGGUCCAUUAACACU
This is a messenger RNA of Camelina sativa (false flax), 549 nucleotides long. RefSeq lists its product as uncharacterized. Lineage: Eukaryota; Viridiplantae; Streptophyta; Magnoliopsida; Brassicales; Brassicaceae. The record is from RefSeq and is a predicted model, not a curated record.